Molecule: messenger RNA, 1542 nt
Organism: Bombus impatiens (common eastern bumble bee)
Lineage: Eukaryota; Metazoa; Arthropoda; Insecta; Hymenoptera; Apidae
Product: late histone H1-like
Exons: 2
Coding region: 97-768 (223 amino acids)
Biological process (GO): nucleosome assembly; negative regulation of DNA recombination; chromosome condensation
Cellular component (GO): nucleus; nucleosome
Molecular function (GO): nucleosomal DNA binding; double-stranded DNA binding; structural constituent of chromatin
Source: RefSeq, a predicted model, not a curated record
AAAGCUAACUAUCAUACCAAGAGCAGCAUUGUUGGUUUAGAUACCUUCAGGCACUUUGUAUAACAAUUUGGUUUGUGUUAAAGUAUUUCCACAAAAAUGGAAGACAAAGCGAACUCUAACAGUACCGCAGUUGAGACUGCCGAGAAUCCAUCUACGCCAGCGAAGAAGUCGUCGAAAAGUAAGUCGAAAUCGCAACGUGAAAAGGCGUCUCAUCCGCCAACUUCGGAAAUGGUCAACGCUGCCAUUAAAGAGUUGAAGGAUCGUAAAGGAUCGUCUCUCCAAGCUAUCAAAAAAUACAUUGCCUCCACUUACAAAGUCGACGGAGAGAAAUUUGCUCCGUUCAUUAAGAGGUACUUGAAAUCUGCUGUGACAUCUGGAACUGUCGUCCAAACAAAAGGCAAAGGAGCGUCUGGAUCGUUCAAGUUGUCGACUGGAAAAAGUGAAACUUCUAAGACCAAGAAGGUUCCUCAUCCAGCCAAGAAGGCCGCACCAAAAAAGGUACAAUCUGUCGAGAAGAAGACCGUCUCGAAGAAAACUGCUCCUGCUAAGAAGCCGGCAUCGCCCAAAAAAGCUGCAGUUGAAAAGAAACCGGCACCAGCGAAGAAGAGUGCAUCCAAGGUAGCCGUUGCAAAACCAAAAGCUGCUAGCGAAGCCAAGAGCAUGUCGAAAGCUAAGAAGACCGCCAAAGCACCAGCGGCCAAGACUAAAACACCUAAACCUAAGAAAGCAGCUGCACCAAAAGCAGUUAAAUCCCCAGCAAAAAAAUAAUUAUUUUCAAACUACGUUGCCCUUCAAAUCCAAAUGGCCCUUUUCAGGGCCACUAAAUAUUUUUUACAAGGAACAAUCACCGUUCUCUAUCCAUUAGAAACAAAAUACCCAUAAAUUCAAAUCGAGGUUUUUAUCACAGUUAAAAACAAUUUUAUUUUGUUUAUUGGUUUAAAUACGAGAAAGAAGUACAUAACGGUAUAUGUUCAUUGAUAUAUAUUGAUUCUUGAAAACAUUGAAAUUUCGUAUACUUAGUAUUUCAUGAACUUCUAUAGACACAACUUAUAGACGUAACCAUAAGUUAUGUUUAGACCUUUGUCCAGAAGUACAAAAAAGGCAGUGAGUUUUAAACCAUUAUGUUUCCAACCAUGCUGUAUGAUUGGUCAAGGUACUAGGGAAUCUAACAGGGAAGCGCUGCUGCAUAACCUCUCUACCCUACGCUAUCGACCAAUUCCCGCCAAAACAGCAGACGUGGACACACCAUGUGCAUAUUAAGACAAAUACAAUCAACAUGGUGAACGAGUGAAAUGUAACUGCACUCUGAAGCGAUGCAUUAUCUUAUCUAGAUUAUGCUACAAAGAAUAGUAAAAGUGGACGUUUUAGAUUUAUACAAAUAUUUCAUUUGUAUAAUUUUAGUCUUUUUUCUGCAUUUCAAUGAGGCAAAUAUAAACGUAUUUUCCAAAAAUAAAGAUUUAUCAGUGACGUAUGUAGAUUCUGUCUCUAUUUUUUAGUUUUUAAUAUACAUUCGAUAAUAAAGUUGUAGAAGAUGAAAGCUAA